Molecule: messenger RNA, 1458 nt
Organism: Camelina sativa (false flax)
Lineage: Eukaryota; Viridiplantae; Streptophyta; Magnoliopsida; Brassicales; Brassicaceae
Product: peroxidase 44-like
Biological process (GO): hydrogen peroxide catabolic process; response to oxidative stress
Molecular function (GO): heme binding; peroxidase activity
Source: RefSeq, a predicted model, not a curated record
UGGUACGUACCCUUUCCUGAAAUCAGACAGAAUAUAUUGAACGCAAAUUGUUCAAAAUAUAUUCCAAGUUAGCCAGUAUCAAACUUUUGACGUGUGGAGGACGAACUUCAACAUUUUUUUUUAAAGACAUUAACAAAGAACAACUACUACAAUGUAUAUUCCUUUCAACCUAUCAAUUGCCAAUGUAUCCACAUUUACCCUAUGCACGUCUUCUAAAUGAAACAGUCGCUUUGACAAUGUCUUGUCCCCAAAUUUACAUAUAUAUAUGCAUCUAACGGGCACGAACAAUUGCAUCACCAAAACUUAGAAAUAUUUCUAAGUUUUCACAGGGGAGAAGUAAGAGCUAGCUCAUCACACGAAAUGAGGGCAAUCACAGCUUUGUUUUUCCUUUUCUGUUUCCUUGUUCCCUCUGCCUUGGCGCAGCUCCGACUUGGGUUCUACGGCCGCUCAUGCCCUCGCGCAGAAUCUAUCGUUGCUAAUGUUGUUGCCAACCGUUUCCGUCGUGACCGCUCCAUUACUGCAGCAUUUCUUCGUAUGCAGUUCCAUGAUUGCUUCGUCAGGGGUUGUGAUGCUUCACUCUUGAUCGACCCAAGACCCGGAAGGCCAUCAGAGAAAAGCACCGGACCAAAUGCAAGCGUGAGAGGAUACGAGGUCAUUGAUGAGGCUAAGAGACAGCUAGAGGCUGCGUGCCCUCGAACAGUCUCAUGCGCAGAUAUUGUAACUCUAGCCACCAGAGACUCGGUCGCAUUAGCUGGUGGUCCAAGGUUCUCAGUACCAACAGGAAGACGUGAUGGAUUAAGGUCAAGCCCCAAUGAUGUGAACUUGCCCGGACCAACAAUUCCGGUUGGCGCAUCUAUCCAGUUAUUUGCAGCUCAAGGUAUGAAUGUGAACGAUAUGGUUACACUUAUUGGUGGUGGCCACAGCGUCGGUACUGCACAUUGCAGUCUCUUCCAGGACAGGCUUGCCGACCCUGCAAUGGACCGCACAUUGAAUGCUAGGUUGAGGAGCACAUGCCGUGCCCCAAAUGACCCAUCAGUGUUCUUGGACCAGGGGACUCCAUUUACCGUGGAUAACGCAAUAUAUGGAGGGAUCCAAAGGCAAAGAGGAAUCUUAAGAAUUGACCAAAACUUGGGUCUCGAUAGAUCAACCCGUGGGAUUGUGUCGAGCUUUGCAUCAAGCAAUGCACUCUUCAGACAGAGAUUUGCUCAGGCAAUGGUGAAAAUGGGCACCAUCAAGGUUCUUACGGGACGUUCUGGUGAGAUCAGGAGAAACUGCAGAGUCUUCAACAACGGGCGUUGAUUCUACACUUUUUUUUUUAUUACUAUUAUUCAUGGAGAGAUCCAGCGGAAUCAUUCAUAUGUUUUGUGUGCUUUUCUUACAAAUCAAAUCGGAAAGUGUGCUUGUUCCGGUAUCAUCUUAUUUACUUUUUCCCUAAAAAUUGAUUCGCGUGUUGCAUUG